Gossypium raimondii (Peruvian cotton) is the source of this 2619-nucleotide messenger RNA. Its product is annotated as pentatricopeptide repeat-containing protein At2g15980. Gene Ontology annotation, molecular function: protein binding. Lineage: Eukaryota; Viridiplantae; Streptophyta; Magnoliopsida; Malvales; Malvaceae. The record is from RefSeq and is a predicted model, not a curated record. The transcript has 2 exons. The coding region runs from base 228 to 1709 and encodes 493 amino acids.
CUUCCACCUUUGAACCGUCCAUUUCCAUAACAUCAAAUCCUCGUCUCAACGAGCUGCAAAGUUUAUAGUUUCAGGACAAGCACCACUAAAAUAAAACUAGCUGAAAUUAGGCCAUGUUGCACCAGUGUCGAAAUGAAGCGAAGAAAAGUAACCAAUUCUGCAUCAUGAAACAUUGGAAAGGGCUCAAAGUAAGUAGUGGGUCUAUUGUUCACAAUUAAACAUUUGCAAUGGCUACCCAAAUUCUUAAAACCCAUCAUGUCCUUUCCAGAACCCCAAAAGAACCCCUUAUUCCUUUGUAUUUCUUCUCCUCUUCCGCCUUCCCCGACACCACUUCUCCGCCGGCCGAUCAAUCCGACCCAAUCUCCACCGUCACCUCCAUCCUCACCCAUAAUCGCUCCAAGUCUCGCUGGUCCACCGUCCUCACUCUCUUCCCAUCCGGUUUCACCCCUUUCCAGUUCUCCCAAAUUACCCUCCAACUCAAAAACAAUCCCCACCUUGCCCUCCGCUUCUUCCUCUUCACCCAACACAAGUCCCUCUGUAACCACGACCUCUCCUCCUAUUCCACAAUAAUUCACAUCCUCUCUCGUGCUCGACUCAAAACCCGUGCCCGGGAACUCAUCCGCCUUGCAAUUCGGACCCCAGGUAUCGAUAAUGAACCCACUCAUUUCAAACUAUUUGAAUUGUUAGUUAAAACUUAUAAUCAGUGUGGUUCUGCCCCGUUUGUGUUCGAUUUGUUGGUAAAAUCUUGUUUGCAAAUGAAACGGCUUGAUGGGUCUAUUGAGAUUGUUAGAAUGUUAAUGUCUAGAAGGAUUAGCCCUCAGGUUUGUACUUGUAAUGCUUUGAUUUCUGAGGUUUCGAAAUGUUGUGGAGCAAGUAAGGGAUUUGAGGUUUAUAAAGAGGUUUUUGUAGUAGGUAAUGGUGAGAGUGAAAGUGAUGUGAAAAGGGUUUCAAAAGUCCGGCCAAAUGUGCAUACUUUUAACGCUUUGAUGCUCUGUUUUUACCGUGAAGGAUUGUUGGAGAAAGUGAGAGAGGUUUGGUGUGUAAUGGAGAGCUUAGGGUGUGUUCCAAAUAGUUAUAGUUACAGUGUUUUAAUGGCAGCUUUUUGUGAGGAAGGGAAGGUGAGAGAAGCAGAGGACUUGUGGGCGGAAAUGAAAGUUAAGGGAUUAGAGCCCGAUAUUGUGGCUUUUAAUACUUUGAUUGAUGGAUUAUGUAAAAGUGGAGAGAUUAUAAGAGCUGAAGAGUUGUUUACAGAAAUGGAAUUGAAUGGAAUAAAGGCAACUUGUGUUACUUAUGAGAAUCUUAUUAAUGGAUAUUGUAAAGCUGCAGAUAUCAAUUCAGCUAUGUUGAUAUACAGGGAUAUGUGUAGGAAAGAUUUUAGACCACAGAGUUUAACCGUGGAACUGUUGAUUAGAGGACUUUGUGAUGAAGGUAUGGUACUAGAAGCUCUUGAGAUAAUGAAGGCAAUGAGAGAAGUUGGUGUUUGCCCAACAGGGAUAAGUUAUGAACUUUUAAUAAAAGGUUUGUGUGUGGACGGAAAGAUGGAGGAAGCGCUAAAGCUUCAAGCAGAGAUGGUGGGGAAAGGGUUUAAGCUGAAUCUGGAGAUAUAUGAUGCUUUUAUAGAUGGUUAUUUAAGACAGGGAAAUGAGGAAAUGGUAACAAUGUUGAGAAAGGAGGUGUUAGAAACUCAUAAAGAGCAGGGGGGGAAUUAGAUGUCUACUGUUUUACUAGUUGGAGCAGACCUGUUUGAAUAGUGAUGGUCAAUUGUUGGGAGGAUGCUUUAGAAAUAUUGGUCAUGGUGCAAGGGAGGAUAUCUUAUUCUUUGUGCAAAAAGGAUGUAGUCUACUUUGAAGAUGGCUCUCUGAUAUAUUCAGUAAUAACAAACAUAGCAAUGUGGCCAUGAAGAUGGAGGCAGGUUGAGGUGCUAUCGUAAUUGAAGUAAUAAGCAGUCCAAGUAAGUAUUCCCAGUUUCAGAAUAGAUACAUGAUUGUGAUAAGAGUACUUGUAUGAAAUGCAAUACUGAUGCCAAGCUUUGUUUAUUAGAACAAGAAUAUAGAAAUAUAUUAAAUGAUUGAUCUAAGAAGGGAGCUCUAUGGUUGCAUUAUUGAUCUUCUUGGAAAGGCUGACAAGCUUUGACGAGGUAGUGAAGUUUAUUCAGGAAAUGGAAUGUAAACCAGAUACCCCGAAAUGGAAAACUUUGCUUAGUAUGUCUCACACCGAGAGCUCUAAAGAUAUAAGCUAAGUGCAUUAAUACCACGUUGAUUGAUUCAUGGAAUAAUGGGUUUGAAUCCUAUUUGAUUAUAAAAGACAUGAUGCAGCAAGUUCCUUGAAGGAAGAUAUGGUCCGUCCAAAGAUGAAAAGGGUGAAGGAAAGAACAUCCAAAGAGUCCGUCCUUUGUGGUUUACACUAAUGCAUACACCAAAUACAUAAAAAGUGUUCCCUGCCAAUUGAUAAAUGAGUCAAGCUACUUGUGUAUUCAGGCUCGACUAAAAGAAUGCGACUAGUUUGUUGUUGGCCAAGCUCAACUUUUGAAUACUCGAUUAACAUGUAAAGCCGAGUUUGAAAAGAUUUUAUUUUUAUUCUACAAGUACAGUUCAAAUGCCGCAACGUGCAUUUCUUCCA